UGAUGGGAGGCAGAGGCAGGGCAGCUAAAUAUAGUCCUGGGGCCAGGGCUAAGCCUGGGAGGAUCUGUCUGCUAUCCGCUGCCGCCAUCACCCGUGGUGUUCACUGCUGGCUGCCCCUGAGAGUCCCCUGUCCUUGUCCUGAGCUUGUUGCUUGCCUCUCACCUACCUUCAGACACAACUCUGACGCGGCUGCCCGCCAUGUCGGCUGCGCCCAGCCUCCUGCACCAGGAGCUGUCCUGCCCGCUGCGUCUGCAGCUUUUCGACGCGCCCGUGACUGCAGAGUGCGGCCACAGCUUCUGCCGUGCCUGCCUUAGCCGUGCGGCAGGGGAGCCGGCGGCGGACGGCACGGCGCCCUGCCCGUGCUGCCAGGCACCUACGCGGCCACAGGCGCUCAGCACCAACCUGCAGCUGGCGCGCCUGGUGGAGGGGCUGGCACAGGUGCCGCAGGGCCACUGCGAGGAGCACCUAGACCCGCUCAGCAUCUACUGCGAGCAGGACCGCGCCCUUGUGUGCGGCGUGUGUGCCUCGCUGGGUUCCCACCGUGGCCAUCGCCUGCUGCCGGCAGCUGAAGCUCACGCGCGCCUCAAGACACAGCUCCCACAACAGAAGCUGCAGCUGCAGGAGGCAUGUACACGCAAGGAGAAGAGCGUGGCUGUGCUGGAGCAUCAGCUGAUGGAGGUGAAGGAGACAGUGCGUCAGUUCCAGAGGGCUGUGGGGGAGCAGCUGGGCAAGAUGAGGGAGUUCCUGGCUGCACUGGAGGGCUCCUUGGACCGUGAAGCUGAGCGUGUGCGAAGUGAGGCUGGGGUUGCCUUGCAGCGGGAGUUGGGGAGCCUGAACUCUUACCUGGAGCAGUUGCGGCAGAUGGAGAAGGUGCUGGAUGAGGUGGUGGAGAAGCCUCAGACUGAGUUCCUCAUGAAAUACUGCCUGGUGACCAGCAGGAUGAUGCCCAAACAACUGAGCCACACUGACCAGGACCUGUGUGGUGGCUUCUGCCUUUGAAUGGCGGGACCAGGAAUCUCGGGUCAAGCCUCAGUAUUGCUGGACAGUCUUCUUUUAAAAAAAAAAUUUAAACCUUUUGUAACACAUUUGGUUUUUUAAAGAUUUUAUAUAUUUAUUUUAGAGAGGGGAAGGGAGGGAGAAAAAGAGGGAGAGAAACAUCAAUGUGUGGUCACCUCUCAUGUGCCCCUUGUUGGGGACCUGGCUUGCAACCCAGGCAUGUGCCCUCACUGGGAAUUGAACCGUUGACCCUUCAGUUUGCAAGCUGGUGCUCAAUCCACUGAGUGACACCAGCCACGACUGCUGGACAGUCUUACCACAAGGGUUAAAAAACUCCCCCAUGAUUUUCCGGGAGAUGCUGUGUCAGGAUUUAAAAGACAUAAAACUACAAGGAAGAAUUGUUAGUAAUAUGUAGCUACAUCAUUUAACUAAUACUAUAGCCACUUGGAACCAUUUGGCAUCUUGUGGCUAUGAAGUAUCAGCACAGAGGCCCAGUUUUGCCAACAAGAUGUAAGGUUUCUUGGAUUCCUGCUUGAACCUGGCAAAAGGAGUCUUAUUUGACUUGUCAAAGAAACUAGAUCACACUUUCCAGGGUGGCCAGCUGGCUUGAGAGCUGUGGCAGUCACCUGUGAACACUUAUAGGAAGCUGAAAAGUUUUCCUUGGGACAACCAGUCACCAUUUAUGCAGCCCACCAAGCACUGAGCUCACUAGAGCAGAAAGAAAAUUUGCGGCUCAGUGCUAGGAGAAUAAGCAUGUACCAAGCAAUUCAAAACUGUAAGUAAGUUAAUUCCUGCCUCCCUUCUCCCAGAGCCUAAUUUGGCUGUGUUAACACAUGACUGUGCUGGAAUAAUUGAUGAAGUUUAUUCUACCAGAAUUGAUUAGGAAAAAAAAAGGGUGAAUGUGUAUCCGAAAGGAAAGAAGACCAUUAACCUCCAAUAAAAAGGAAAUUAAGCAUGCAACAGAAAUUUUAAAUUAUUAGAGGCUAUUCAAGUACCUUUACAGGUGGCAGUUAUACACUGCCUGGGGUAUCAAAAAAGGACACUGGAGUAGCUAAAGGAAACAAUCUGGCUGAUUGAGCAGCAAAAGAGGCUGCUAAAAGAACAUUAAUAAUGCUUUUGGUACCUGUUCUAGACUUGUCACAGUUUGACCCUGAAUAUUCAAGUGCAGACUUGGAGAAAGCUUAAGAGCUGGGGUUUUGAACACCUAUAUUAAACCAUGGCUCACAGGUCCUGGAAUUCCUAAAACCAUGUGUGCCAGAAGGACAGUCCUAAGACAGAUCACCAUCAGAAAAAAAAAAAAAGGCAGAAACUACCAAGGACAGUGCCUGUUUGAGGACUGGCAAAUAGAUUUUGCCCCCAGAUGCCAAGGGUCUGAGGAUGGAAAUAUUUGCCUUUGUUGAUAACUUUUCAGAAUGAAUAGAGGCCUAUCCUACUAGAACUGAGAAAUCCUUGGAGGUAAUGAAAGUCCCACUGAAGGAAAUAAUUUCUCACUUUGCCUUACUCAGCAGCAUGUAGAGCUGUAAUGGAGCUACUUUUGUUUAAGAAAUUGCACAGAAGAUUAGUCAAUUUUUAGGAAUCAAGUGGAGACUCCACAUGGCAUGGAGACCUCAGCCUACUGGGAAGGUAGAGGUGAAAUGUUGUGGGAGGCUCUGUUCUUCUUGCUGACACAGUAAAGAAUUACAGAUCAGCAAGCAAGCAGAGUUUAUUAGUGAUACAUUCUCAUGGAAGAGAACAGACCUAGAGGAGGUAGAUGAGAAAAGCACAGACACUUGGUCUGUUGGUCCUGUGCGUUUAUAAACUUUGUGGGGUGGGGUGAGAGAAUUACAUAUUGAUUUGGUGGGAGAAGGUGGUGCAUAAUCCUUCAAGGGAGGGUGUGACCUCCUUAGGGUAAGUAUGGGUGGAGGUCUGUUAAUGUAGAUUUUUAUUUUACCCCAGACUGUCUCUGUUACCCUGUUAAAAACAGAUACAUUGCCUGAGGCAGUUAAUCAAAGUUAUUUGAGAGUUUUUUGCAAGUACUAUGGGCCCCCUCCCACCCAUCCUGCUUCUACCUAAACUAAGCUUCUACCUAAACUUCUACCUAACAUAGUCACACCUUGAAGAAAAAUGUACCCAAACUGUGUCAAGAAACUCAUCUCCACUGGGAUCAAGCUUUACCUAUUGCCCUGCUCAGGAUAAGGGUGGCUCCUCGAACUGGGACUCAACUGAGUCCCUGUGAAAUUAUGCACAGGUGGCCAUUUCAGGCUAUGACUGGUGUGGGAGAUAUGUAUGUAGAUCAAGAAGUGAAGGUAAAGGAAUUAUGUAUAACAUUUAAGUCAGACGUUAACUGUGAUUAAUGACCUUGCUUGUAUUAGAGAUUUCUCCUCCACAGGCUCACUACAUUCUUUUGAGCCUGAAAUGAGGGUCUGAUGAGGGACUGAAAUGUUGGAAAAUUUUUAGUUACAGGUAACUAAAGCUUAGUAAUCAAUGUAUGUAAAGCUAUUGUUUCAGGAACUGAAAACAUGUCCCACCUUGACUUCAGGAGACCAUAAGCAGUCCAAACUCUAUGCCUCAGAAGGAUUGCAAGCCAUCAAGAUGCCCACCAUCCAGGACAGAGAUGAAAGAAUGCUGCAGAUUUUUAUAGGAUUAACUUCUCCCCUGAAUUCUAAACCCUUUACCUACACUUCUCUUCUCCUUAUAAAAAGGGUCAAUUUAGAUGGAAUUUAAGAUGGUCUGUUAGGGUACAAACCCACUGUCUUCUCAGAUCACCAGCCAUCUGAAUAAGAUGCCCAUAAAGAUUCAGUCCUUGUCUCUGCAUAUUGGGUCUCUUGGUGGCAGGCAUCACAAAGGCUUGCUUUUCCUGUUUCACAUUCUGGUGACUCCACUCCAGGACAGAUUUUGGAACUCUCCAGUAACUCUGGGCAUUCGGUGGGGAGUCCCAUUGGCUGCCUGGACUGGGGGUGGGGAGAGGACGCCCAGGGUGCAGAUUUGGAGACUCCCUAGCUGCUACCAGGAGGUUUCACUUGGGGACUCUGCACAAACACCACCACCACACC
Molecule: messenger RNA, 4028 nt
Organism: Artibeus jamaicensis (Jamaican fruit-eating bat)
Lineage: Eukaryota; Metazoa; Chordata; Mammalia; Chiroptera; Phyllostomidae
Product: tripartite motif-containing protein 72-like
Exons: 6
Coding region: 199-999 (266 amino acids)
Molecular function (GO): zinc ion binding
Source: RefSeq, a predicted model, not a curated record